AUGGCCGACCAGGAAUUGAAAUGGAAGAUCCCUGAGAAGCGCGAAUUUCUCGGCGGCGACCUUGUGGCUCAGAGCCUGGCGCAGCUGGGCGUCGAGGUCUCGUUCGGUCUGCAUGGAGGGCAUCUAGACGCCUUCUUGAUCGGCUGUCGACUGGCUGGCAUCAGACUGAUCGACAGUCGACACGAAACCACGGCCGUGCAGGCGGCCGAGGGAUAUGCCAAAUUGUCGGGCAAAGUGGGAUGUUGCUUUGUGACGGCCAACAGCGGAUUCUGCAACUCGCUGCCGGGUCUUGCCACGGCGUUCGCAGACCGCUCGCCAAUCUUCAUGGUCACGUCGUCGCCGCCGCUGCGCGAGGCCGAGACGAAUUCCCUGCAGGGAUUCCACGACCAAGUGGUCCUGGCCAAGCCAGUCUCAAAGUUUGCGCACCGGGUCACGACGGUGGAAGAAAUCCCGCGCAUCGUCAGCUACGCGUACAAGACGGCGAUAUCGGGCAUCCCGGGCCCCGUCGUGGUCGAUUUCCCCAUCGACAUCCUGUUCCACCCGCCCAGAAUGAACGCCCUGGCUUAUGGGUCCGUCAUGCGACCGACGGCCAUCUCACCAAGCCCCGACCCGGCCGCCAUCGACGAGCUGAUCUCGCUCUGGAAGGCGGCAAGCCGCCCGGCCAUCGUCGUGGGCACGGGCGCCGCGCGGACCACGGACCGCGACUCUCCCAAGAGUAGCCCUCUGCUGAAACUGGCCGAGGCCACAAACACGCCCGUCUUCUACUCGCACAAGUAUAGCCCGGCCAUCCCAUUUGACCACCCACUCCGGGCCGGCCAUUCGGGCCUGUUGGCCAAGUUGCGCUUCAUCAAGCAGCAACAAGCCGACUUUGUGCUGCUGCUGGGCGCGCGCACGGGGUUCCUGCUUGGGGGAAGGUCUGGCGCCAUCGUGCCCAACUCGGAAUGCAAACUGGUCCAGGUCGACCUGGAUGGCGGGGAGAUUGGCAAGUCGCACGCGGUGGACCUGGGAAUCGUGGCGGACGCCAACAAAUUCAUCAGCGCGGUGCUGGGAAAAAUUCCCGAGAACUCCCUGCCAAAGCACGAGUCCUGGCUCGAGGCCAUCCACGGGUGCAAGACCAUGAAGAGGCAGUAUAGCGGGGACGAGAUUGUGCGGCCUGACGGGCGCCUACACCCGUACUUUGCGAUGCAGACGAUCAUGGAAUCCCUCCCACCGGACAGCAUCGUGAUCAUGGACGGCGGCGAGGCCGGCGUGUGGGCGAUGGAUCACCUGGAGCGAGCACGACCGGCGACCGCGCUCGUGUCGACGGGCUACCUGGGCUUCUUGGGCAACGGCUGGGGUUACUCGAUGGGUGCGGCGCUGGCGUGUCCCGACAGGCUGGUAGUCAACAUCCACGGCGACGGCAGCGCCGGGUUCCACAUCCAGGAGCUGGACACGUACGCGCGGCACAACCUCAACGUCCUCACCAUUGUCUUCAACAAUUACUUCUGGGGCAUGUCCGUGGCGGGCCAGGACCUGCUCUACGCCAACGAAGACCCCACGCGCGCCGUCUCCAGCCUCUCGCCCAGCUGCCGUUACGACAUUGUCGCCCAGGGCUUCAACUGCGGAGGCGCCAUCGCCGAGAAAUCUCUCGACGAGGUCCGCGACCGUCUCCGCUCCCUUGUCACGGCUGAAAAGAGGCCCGGACUGCUUAAUUGUAUUGUCUCGCGCGACCCCAUCACGGAGGUCACCAAGAGCAUGGUCGGCAAGACCGACGACAAGGACUGGAUUGUUGUGCCGUACUACGACAACGUCCCUAAACCGUACUAUCGCGAUCAGGGGGCCGCAAACGGUAAUGGCGUUGCGAACGGGCAUUGA
Molecule: messenger RNA, 1854 nt
Organism: Fonsecaea multimorphosa CBS 102226
Lineage: Eukaryota; Fungi; Ascomycota; Eurotiomycetes; Chaetothyriales; Herpotrichiellaceae
Exons: 2
Coding region: 1-1854 (617 amino acids)
Biological process (GO): L-valine biosynthetic process
Cellular component (GO): mitochondrion; acetolactate synthase complex
Molecular function (GO): acetolactate synthase activity; flavin adenine dinucleotide binding; magnesium ion binding
Source: RefSeq, a predicted model, not a curated record